This is a messenger RNA of Lagopus muta (rock ptarmigan), 12831 nucleotides long. Its product is annotated as electron transfer flavoprotein subunit alpha, mitochondrial-like. Lineage: Eukaryota; Metazoa; Chordata; Aves; Galliformes; Phasianidae. Gene Ontology annotation, molecular function: flavin adenine dinucleotide binding; electron transfer activity. Gene Ontology annotation, cellular component: mitochondrion. The transcript has a single exon. The record is from RefSeq and is a predicted model, not a curated record. Bases 164 to 1204 code for a protein of 346 amino acids.
UUGCCAGGUAGGUGUGCCUUCCUUUGCAGUAAGCAGUGCUUAGGCGUGAGCCCAGCUCAUCCCCCUGUCCUCAGCAGAUGGGCUUUCUGCGUGCUUUAUUGCUGUGCUUGGUGCCAUACGGCACAGCAGCAGCAAGGCCGUGAACACGUACGUAGCCAGGUAGAUGCAAAUGUGCAACGGCGGAGCCAUGUUGCGGGCGGCGGCGACGGCGCGGGGCAUGAGGAGGGCGGCAUCGCUGCUGCACCAGUUUCAGAGGCUUCAGAGUACGUUGGUCAUAGCAGAACACAACAAUGAGACUCUUACACCCAUUACACUCAAUGCAGUCACUGCAGCAAAACGUCUCGGAGGCGAAGUUUCCUGUUUGGUUGCUGGGACCAGUUGUGACAAGGUAGCACAAGAGCUCAGCAAGGUGCAGGGUGUUGCAAAAGUGCUUGUGGCUCAGCACGACCUAUUCAAGGGAUUUCUGGCAGAGGAGCUGACUCCCUUGGUUUUGGAAACUCAGAAACAAUUUAAAUACACUCACAUUUGUGCUGGAGCAUCUGCCUUUGGGAAGAAUCUUAUUCCCAGAGUGGCUGCGAAGCUGGAUGUUGCUCCUGUUUCUGACAUCAUUGAGAUCAAAUCACCCAACACUUUUGUGAGAACUAUCUAUGCAGGGAAUGUUCUUUGCACCGUCCAGUGUGAUGAAGCAGUUAAAGUGUUUUCUGUACGGGGAACAUCUUUUGAGGCUGCACCAACGAGCGGCGGCAGCGCCAGUGUGGAGAAAGUGACCCCUCCAGCACCUGUUGGUCUGUCGGAAUGGAUUGAGCAGAAGCUGUCAAAAAGUGACCGGCCUGAGCUUACGAGUGCAAGAGUGGUUGUAUCAGGUGGAAGAGGCUUAAAGAGUGGGGAAAAUUUUAAGUUGCUGUAUGAUCUUGCGGACCAAUUGAAUGCUGCAGUUGGAGCUUCCCGUGCAGCUGUAGGUGCUGGCUUUGUUCCUAAUGACAUGCAAGUUGGACAGACGAGUAAAAUAGUAGCACCAGAACUCUAUAUUGCUGUGGGAAUAUCUGGAGCAAUCCAACACUUGGCUGGGAUGAAGGACAGCAAGACCAUUGUUGCUAUUAACAAGGAUCCAGAAGCUCCAAUUUUCCAAGUGGCCGACUAUGGACUGGUGGCAGACUUAUUUCAGGCAGUGCCUGAGAUGACGGAGCUCCUGAAGAAGAAGUGAGCAACUGCAGUGGCUGCAGUUGGGCUGGGCAGUAAUGACAGCACAACCCCAAGAUUACUGGAGAGUACUGGUGUCAGUGUAUGUUUGUGCUGGGCAGUGCUUGGUACGGGUGGAGGUGGGGACAGAGGUGGUAUGAAGGAAUAACAGUAAUAAAGGAUUGGAGUGGAAACCGGCCGGCUUCACGUCCCUUGGGAGACUUGGGAGACGGUGAAGAAACCAAAGGCAACCUGGUUCAUGCAGCUCAACCUGGGCGAGGAGGUGCCCGUCAUCAUCCACCGGGACAACAUCAUCAGUGACUACAACCAGAUCAUCGACUACAUGGAGAGGAACUUCACAGGAGGUAACGGGGGCACAGCUGCGUGCCGGGCUUCGUCUCAGCACAAACCUAGGGCAGAUUUGAAUGUCGGUGGCCAAAUGCACCCAUUUCCUCCCACAAAGGUUUGGCUCGCCCACAUCCAAUUCUCACGCUUUGCUAUCAAGAUGAAGGAUUUCCAGCAGAAAUCCUCAGACAUCCCUUGCAAAUCCUGCAAGGGGGAUUUGGGAGAGCUGCAGCUGGGUUUGCCCUUCUGUCCUAGAGUCUAUGCUCCCAAACUGAACCACUCCUCCCAUCUCCAUGGCUUGGGGAGCCCAUGGUGUGCGGUGGCAUCUCACCAGGCUCUGCACGCUGGGGACAGAGUGACAGAGAUGCAGAGGAAGGGACGGCUGAGAGGGAACUCCUGUGUCCUCCCCUUGGAGCAGGGCUGAAGCUGGGACGCUGAGGUCCGAGGCCGCUCCUCACGCAGCUGCUUUGGCAAGUAGCAUCUCCAGCCCCUUAGUCCAUGUCAUCCCAGAUCUGCAGGCUGCCACGCUGGGAUGCUCCGCUGGGAGACUUCAAAGCCCAGCACGGAGCUUUGGCUGUGGCAUCAAGACUCUCGCCCCAGCAUCCAUCAGCCUUGCGGCAGAGGCAUCAAAAACAUCUCUAAAUAGCUCCCCAAGCACAGGCACCAUGCCAGCUCAGCUGCUGUCCUCUCCCGGCCGGCCGCCAUCGUGCUCAGCAGAGGUGCCGCACUUCCUUGCCGCUGGGAUGGCAGACAGACAGACAGACACCAGAGCCCCACAGAGGAGCCCUCACAGCAGCGGCCCCACAGAUGGGGCAGCCCCGCGUCCCUGGUGCACACUGCUGCGUGGGGCUGCAGUCCUCACAUUGCUCCGUGCUGCUGCCCGGUCCCUAUGGAGAGCAGCUGACCCGGCAUAUGUUGGCAGCACGCUGUCCCCAGCAGGGGAUGUGGGCUGACAUGGCGGCAGGGAACAGCUCUGAGCACGCUGGGGAUUCAUGGCUCUAGCAGGAGACACUGCGCUCUGUCACAAGAGACCUGCCUCGCUCUGCCCUCAUCACUUCAUGCUAACGCACACACCAGCCAAACCUUGCAUCUCCUUUCCUUAUCCAUGCCUAGCAGAUCCCUGUGCGGAACAGCCUUCUCCCGUUCCCUGUGCUCUACUCUGAGGAGGCCCACACUUACGUACAUGACACGACUGCUGAAGACAUAACGGGAUACCUGGAACACUAUUUAGACGUUCCAAAGAAAAUGUUUUCCAUUCCUUAUCCGUGCUUAACAGAUCUUUGUCUGAACAGCCUCCUGGGGUUCUCCCACAUCUUACUCUGAGCAGGCUCACACCUAAGUAAAUAAUGUAACAGUGGAAGAUGUCACAGGAUACCUGGAACACUGUUUAUAUAUUCCAUGAAAAUGUCUGCCGUGGCACAAAUGAUGUAUUCCUAAGUGAACCUCAGUGCCGAUCACAAAGCUAACCGUUAUCACAAAUUUCACAGCGUGUUUGUGCCACAUGAUUACUGUUUUGUGUUUCAUCAAACAGUUUCUUACAUCACACACUUUAGUUGUCUAAUAAAAAGAAAAACUGUAUACAGUUUCAUACAAUCACACAAUGGUUUGCUUUGUUUUGGGAGGGACCUCUAAGAUCAUCUCAUUCCCAGCCCCUGCGGCACGAAGGGACACCUCCCUCUACACCAGGCUGCUCACAGCCCCAUCCAGCCUGGCCCUGAAGGCCUCCCACGUGGGGACAUUCACAGCCUCACUGGGCAACCUGUCCCAGUGCCUCACCAGCCUCACAGCAGGGAAUUUCUUCCUAAUAGCUGGUCUAAGCCUACACUCUUCCAGUUCAAAGCCAUUUCCCCUUGGCGCAACCCGCCUUUAUAACAAGAACCCCCCAGCUUUCCUGUAGACCCCCUUCAGUCCAGGAAUGCUGCUAGAAGGUCACCUCAGGGGCUUCUCUUCCCCAAGCUGAAGAGCCCCAGCUCUCUCACCCCGUUGUCCUAGGGGAGCUGUUCCAGCCCUCGGAUCAUCUUUGUGGCCCCCCUCUGGACCUGCUCCAACAGCUCCAUGUCCUGCUUGUGCUCAGGGCUCCACAACCACACAGUACUCCAAGUGGGGUCUCAUGAGAGCAGAGGGGCACAAUCGCCUCGACCUGCUGGCCACGCUUCUCUUGAUGCAACCCAGGCCUCCGUCGGCCUUCUGGGCAGCAAGCACACCUUGCCAGCUCACGCCGAAUCUCUCCUCAGUCCACGCUAGCAAAUCCUUCUCCACGAGGCCGCUCUCAAGCCAUUCUCCGCCCACCCCGUAGCCCUGCUUGACAUUGCCCCGACCCAAAGGCAGGACCUUGCUCUCGGCCUCGGUGAACUUCCUGACGAUGCCAUGGGCCCACCUCUAACUGCGUCCACGUUCCUCUGGAUAGCAUCCCUUCCCUCUAACGUGUCCCCUGCACCACUCAGCUUGUAUCGCCUGCAAACUUGAUGAGGAUGCACACGAUCCCACUGUCCACGCCGCCCAUAAAGACGUUCGAUGGCACCGGCCCCAUCACCAGUCCCAGCACCCAUCCCUGAGGAAUGCCACUCCUCACGGCGCUCCAUGGACACUGAGCCGCUGACUGCAGCUCGGAGUGCCACCAUCAUCCAGCCACUUCCUCAUCCAGCCCGUGCUCCAUCCAUCACACCCACACUCACUUGCUAUCAAACGACCGCCAUGCCAUCUUUCAGGCUCUGCUGUGGCCAUUCAAUUCCUCCAUGCCGCUGUCACUGCGAUCUGGUGCUUUCAACACCUUGCAGGCUUUGUUCUGAAGCUUGGCAGCGUUUGGAAAGCUCGUUGUUAACGUGUCCCACUACUCUGAGAAAUCUUCCUGCCCUGUCCUGUAGCCCCCUCCUCAUGCUAUGUGGAACGCCAUGGCCAGCAGUGCGGCUGCCAUUUUAGAACCUUCGCCGCAUCACAGCCGUCACCUUGGUCACCGCUGCCCCGGCCAACGCACUCGCUCUGAGAGCUCUGGCCGCCAUGCCAGCAGCGAAGAGAGCGAGGGGCACAAUUUGCCCUCUUUUAAAUGGGAAGAGGGAGCUUGGCUUCCCAGAAGCGAAGAGGAGGAGGGGGGCCGCCUUUAAGAUCAAGCGGAGGAGGGGGCAGAGAGUGCGUUUCCAUCGCGCCUGGGCCAGCGUGGUGACCACCUCCGUGGAGCCCAUGGAGGUGGAUCCACCUGCAGAUGAGCCCAUGGAGGUGGAUCCGCCUGCGGCACAGCUGGCCUGGCACCACACCACCGUGCUGGCUUUGUUCCUAAUGACAUGCAAGUUGGACAGACGAGUAAAAUAGUAGCACCAGAACUCUAUAUUGCUGUGGGAAUAUCUGGAGCAAUCCAACACUUGGCUGGGAUGAAGGACAGCAAGACCAUUGUUGCUAUUAACAAGGAUCCAGAAGCUCCAAUUUUCCAAGUGGCCGACUAUGGACUGGUGGCAGACUUAUUUCAGGCAGUGCCUGAGAUGACGGAGCUCCUGAAGAAGAAGUGAGCAACUGCAGUGGCUGCAGUUGGGCUGGGCAGUAAUGACAGCACAACCCCAAGAUUACUGGAGAGUACUGGUGUCAGUGUAUGUUUGUGCUGGGCAGUGCUUGGUACGGGUGGAGGUGGGGACAGAGGUGGUAUGAAGGAAUAACAGUAAUAAAGGAUUGGAGUGGAAACCGGCCGGCUUCACGUCCCUUGGGAGACUUGGGAGACGGUGAAGAAACCAAAGGCAACCUGGUUCAUGCAGCUCAACCUGGGCGAGGAGGUGCCCGUCAUCAUCCACCGGGACAACAUCAUCAGUGACUACAACCAGAUCAUCGACUACAUGGAGAGGAACUUCACAGGAGGUAACGGGGGCACAGCUGCGUGCCGGGCUUCGUCUCAGCACAAACCUAGGGCAGAUUUGAAUGUCGGUGGCCAAAUGCACCCAUUUCCUCCCACAAAGGUUUGGCUCGCCCACAUCCAAUUCUCACGCUUUGCUAUCAAGAUGAAGGAUUUCCAGCAGAAAUCCUCAGACAUCCCUUGCAAAUCCUGCAAGGGGGAUUUGGGAGAGCUGCAGCUGGGUUUGCCCUUCUGUCCUAGAGUCUAUGCUCCCAAACUGAACCACUCCUCCCAUCUCCAUGGCUUGGGAGCCCAUGGUGUGCGGUGGCAUCUCACCAGGCUCUGCACGCUGGGGACAGAGUGACAGAGAUGCAGAGGAAGGGACGGCUGAGAGGGAACUCCUGUGUCCUCCCCUUGGAGCAGGGCUGAAGCUGGGACGCUGAGGUCCGAGGCCGCUCCUCACGCAGCUGCUUUGGCAAGUAGCAUCUCCAGCCCCUUAGUCCAUGUCAUCCCAGAUCUGCAGGCUGCCACGCUGGGAUGCUCCGCUGGGAGACUUCAAAGCCCAGCACGGAGCUUUGGCUGUGGCAUCAAGACUCUCGCCCCAGCAUCCAUCAGCCUUGCGGCGGAGGCAUCAAAAACAUCUCUAAAUAGCUCCCCAAGCACAGGCACCAUGCCAGCUCAGCUGCUGUCCUCUCCCGGCCGGCCGCCAUCGUGCUCAGCAGAGGUGCCGCACUUCCUUGCCGCUGGGAUGGCAGACAGACAGACAGACACCAGAGCCCCACAGAGGAGCCCUCACAGCAGCGGCCCCACAGAUGGGGCAGCCCCGCGUCCCUGGUGCACACUGCUGCGUGGGGCUGCAGUCCUCACAUUGCUCCGUGCUGCUGCCCGGUCCCUAUGGAGAGCAGCUGACCCGGCAUAUGUUGGCAGCACGCUGUCCCCAGCAGGGGAUGUGGGCUGACAUGGCGGCAGGGAACAGCUCUGAGCACGCUGGGGAUUCAUGGCUCUAGCAGGAGACACUGCGCUCUGUCACAAGAGACCUGCCUCGCUCUGCCCUCAUCACUUCAUGCUAACGCACACACCAGCCAAACCUUGCAUCUCCUUUCCUUAUCCAUGCCUAGCAGAUCCCUGUGCGGAACAGCCUUCUCCCGUUCCCUGUGCUCUACUCUGAGGAGGCCCACACUUACGUACAUGACACGACUGCUGAAGACAUAACGGGAUACCUGGAACACUAUUUAGACGUUCCAAAGAAAAUGUUUUCCAUUCCUUAUCCGUGCUUAACAGAUCUUUGUCUGAACAGCCUCCUGGGGUUCUCCCACAUCUUACUCUGAGCAGGCUCACACCUAAGUAAAUAAUGUAACAGUGGAAGAUGUCACAGGAUACCUGGAACACUGUUUAUAUAUUCCAUGAAAAUGUCUGCCGUGGCACAAAUGAUGUAUUCCUAAGUGAACCUCAGUGCCGAUCACAAAGCUAACCGUUAUCACAAAUUUCACAGCGUGUUUGUGCCACAUGAUUACUGUUUUGUGUUUCAUCAAACAGUUUCUUACAUCACACACUUUAGUUGUCUAAUAAAAAGAAAAACUGUAUACAGUUUCAUACAAUCACACAAUGGUUUGCUUUGUUUUGGGAGGGACCUCUAAGAUCAUCUCAUUCCCAGCCCCUGCGGCACGAAGGGACAUCUCCCUCUACACCAGGCUGCUCACAGCCCCAUCCAGCCUGGCCCUGAAGGCCUCCCACGUGGGGACAUUCACAGCCUCACUGGGCAACCUGUCCCAGUGCCUCACCAUCCUCACAGCAGGGAAUUUCUUCCUAAUAGCUGGUCUAAGCCUACACUCUUCCAGUUCAAAGCCAUUUCCCCUUGGCGCUACCCGCCUUUAUAACAAGAACCCCCCAGCUUUCCUGUAGACCCCCUUCAGUCCAGGAAUGCUGCUAGAAGGUCACCUCAGGGCCUUCUCUUCCCCAAGCUGAAGAGCCCCAGCUCUCUCACCCCGUUGUCCUAGGGGAGCUGUUCCAGCCCUCGGAUCAUCUUUGUGGCCCCCCUCUGGACCUGCUCCAACAGCUCCAUGUCCUGCUUGUGCUCAGGGCUCCACAACCACACAGUACUCCAAGUGGGGUCUCAUGAGAGCAGAGGGGCACAAUCGCCUCAACCUGCUGGCCACGCUUCUCUUGAUGCAACCCAGGCCUCCGUCGGCCUUCUGGGCAGCAAGCACACCUUGCCAGCUCACGCCGAAUCUCUCCUCAGUCCACGCUAGCAAAUCCUUCUCCACGAGGCCGCUCUCAAGCCAUUCUCCGCCCACCCCGUAGCCCUGCUUGACAUUGCCCCGACCCAAAGGCAGGACCUUGCUCUCGGCCUCGGUGAACUUCCUGACGAUGCCAUGGGCCCACCUCUAACUGCGUCCACGUUCCUCUGGAUAGCAUCCCUUCCCUCUAACGUGUCCCCUGCACCACUCAGCUUGUAUCGCCUGCAAACUUGAUGAGGAUGCACACGAUCCCACUGUCCACGCCGCCCAUAAAGACGUUCGAUGGCACCGGCCCCAUCACCAGUCCCAGCACCCAUCCCUGAGGAAUGCCACUCCUCACGGCGCUCCAUGGACACUGAGCCGCUGACUGCAGCUCGGAGUGCCACCAUCAUCCAGCCACUUCCUCAUCCAGCCCGUGCUCCAUCCAUCACACCCACACUCACUUGCUAUCAAACGACCGCCAUGCCAUCUUUCAGGCUCUGCUGUGGCCAUUCAAUUCCUCCAUGCCGCUGUCACUGCGAUCUGGUGCUUUCAACACCUUGCAGGCUUUGUUCUGAAGCUUGGCAGCGUUUGGAAAGCUCGUUGUUAACGUGUCCCACUACUCUGAGAAAUCUUCCUGCCCUGUCCUGUAGCCCCCUCCUCAUGCUAUGUGGAACGCCAUGGCCAGCAGUGCGGCUGCCAUUUUAGAACCUUCGCCGCAUCACAGCCGUCACCUUGGUCACCGCUGCCCCGGCCAACGCACUCGCUCUGAGAGCUCUGGCCGCCAUGCCAGCAGCGAAGAGAGCGAGGGGCACAAUUUGCCCUCUUUUAAAUGGGAAGAGGGAGCUUGGCUUCCCAGAAGCGAAGAGGAGGAGGGGGGCCGCCUUUAAGAUCAAGCGGAGGAGGGGGCAGAGAGUGCGUUUCCAUCGCGCCUGGGCCAGCGCGGUGACCACCUCCGUGGAGCCCAUGGAGGUGGAUCCACCUGCAGAUGAGCCCAUGGAGGUGGAUCCGCCUGCGGCACAGCUGGCCUGGCACCACACCACCGUGCUGGCUUUGUUCCUAAUGACAUGCAAGUUGGACAGACGAGUAAAAUAGUAGCACCAGAACUCUAUAUUGCUGUGGGAAUAUCUGGAGCAAUCCAACACUUGGCUGGGAUGAAGGACAGCAAGACCAUUGUUGCUAUUAACAAGGAUCCAGAAGCUCCAAUUUUCCAAGUGGCCGACUAUGGACUGGUGGCAGACUUAUUUCAGGCAGUGCCUGAGAUGACGGAGCUCCUGAAGAAGAAGUGAGCAACUGCAGUGGCUGCAGUUGGGCUGGGCAGUAAUGACAGCACAACCCCAAGAUUACUGGAGAGUACUGGUGUCAGUGUAUGUUUGUGCUGGGCAGUGCUUGGUACGGGUGGAGGUGGGGACAGAGGUGGUAUGAAGGAAUAACAGUAAUAAAGGAUUGGAGUGGAAACCGGCCGGCUUCACGUCCCUUGGGAGACUUGGGAGACGGUGAAGAAACCAAAGGCAACCUGGUUCAUGCAGCUCAACCUGGGCGAGGAGGUGCCCGUCAUCAUCCACCGGGACAACAUCAUCAGUGACUACAACCAGAUCAUCGACUACAUGGAGAGGAACUUCACAGGAGGUAACGGGGGCACAGCUGCGUGCCGGGCUUCGUCUCAGCACAAACCUAGGGCAGAUUUGAAUGUCGGUGGCCAAAUGCACCCAUUUCCUCCCACAAAGGUUUGGCUCGCCCACAUCCAAUUCUCACGCUUUGCUAUCAAGAUGAAGGAUUUCCAGCAGAAAUCCUCAGACAUCCCUUGCAAAUCCUGCAAGGGGGAUUUGGGAGAGCUGCAGCUGGGUUUGCCCUUCUGUCCUAGAGUCUAUGCUCCCAAACUGAACCACUCCUCCCAUCUCCAUGGCUUGGGAGCCCAUGGUGUGCGGUGGCAUCUCACCAGGCUCUGCACGCUGGGGACAGAGUGACAGAGAUGCAGAGGAAGGGACGGCUGAGAGGGAACUCCUGUGUCCUCCCCUUGGAGCAGGGCUGAAGCUGGGACGCUGAGGUCCGAGGCCGCUCCUCACGCAGCUGCUUUGGCAAGUAGCAUCUCCAGCCCCUUAGUCCAUGUCAUCCCAGAUCUGCAGGCUGCCACGCUGGGAUGCUCCGCUGGGAGACUUCAAAGCCCAGCACGGAGCUUUGGCUGUGGCAUCAAGACUCUCGCCCCAGCAUCCAUCAGCCUUGCGGCGGAGGCAUCAAAAACAUCUCUAAAUAGCUCCCCAAGCACAGGCACCAUGCCAGCUCAGCUGCUGUCCUCUCCCGGCCGGCCGCCAUCGUGCUCAGCAGAGGUGCCGCACUUCCUUGCCGCUGGGAUGGCAGACAGACAGACAGACACCAGAGCCCCACAGAGGAGCCCUCACAGCAGCGGCCCCACAGAUGGGGCAGCCCCGCGUCCCUGGUGCACACUGCUGCGUGGGGCUGCAGUCCUCACAUUGCUCCGUGCUGCUGCCCGGUCCCUAUGGAGAGCAGCUGACCCGGCAUAUGUUGGCAGCACGCUGUCCCCAGCAGGGGAUGUGGGCUGACAUGGCGGCAGGGAACAGCUCUGAGCACGCUGGGGAUUCAUGGCUCUAGCAGGAGACACUGCGCUCUGUCACAGGAGACCUGCCUCGCUCUGCCCUCAUCACUUCAUGCUAACGCACACACCAGCCAAACCUUGCAUCUCCUUUCCUUAUCCAUGCCUAGCAGAUCCCUGUGCGGAACAGCCUUCUCCCGUUCCCUGUGCUCUACUCUGAGGAGGCCCACACUUACGUACAUGACACGACUGCUGAAGACAUAACGGGAUACCUGGAACACUAUUUAGACGUUCCAAAGAAAAUGUUUUCCAUUCCUUAUCCGUGCUUAACAGAUCUUUGUCUGAACAGCCUCCUGGGGUUCUCCCACAUCUUACUCUGAGCAGGCUCACACCUAAGUAAAUAAUGUAACAGUGGAAGAUGUCACAGGAUACCUGGAACACUGUUUAUAUAUUCCAUGAAAAUGUCUGCCGUGGCACAAAUGAUGUAUUCCUAAGUGAACCUCAGUGCCGAUCACAAAGCUAACCGUUAUCACAAAUUUCACAGCGCGUUUGUGCCACAUGAUUACUGUUUUGUGUUUCAUCAAACAGUUUCUUACAUCACACACUUUAGUUGUCUAAUAAAAAGAAAAACUGUAUACAGUUUCAUACAAUCACACAAUGGUUUGCUUUGUUUUGGGAGGGACCUCUAAGAUCAUCUCAUUCCCAGCCCCUGUGGCACGAAGGGACACCUCCCUCUACACCAGGCUGCUCACAGCCCCAUCCAGCCUGGCCCUGAAGGCCUCCCACGUGGGGACAUUCACAGCCUCACUGGGCAACCUGUCCCAGUGCCUCACCAGCCUCACAGCAGGGAAUUUCUUCCUAAUAGCUGGUCUAAGCCUACACUCUUCCAGUUCAAAGCCAUUUCCCCUUGGCGCUACCCGCCUUUAUAACAAGAACCCCCCAGCUUUCCUGUAGACCCCCUUCAGUCCAGGAAUGCUGCUAGAAGGUCACCUCAGGGCCUUCUCUUCCCCAAGCUGAAGAGCCCCAGCUCUCUCACCCCGUUGUCCUAGGGGAGCUGUUCCAGCCCUCGGAUCAUCUUUGUGGCCCCCCUCUGGACCUGCUCCAACAGCUCCAUGUCCUGCUUGUGCUCAGGGCUCCACAACCACACAGUACUCCAAGUGGGGUCUCAUGAGAGCAGAGGGGCACAAUCGCCUCGACCUGCUGGCCACGCUUCUCUUGAUGCAACCCAGGCCUCCGUCGGCCUUCUGGGCAGCAAGCACACCUUGCCAGCUCACGCCCAAUCUCUCCUCAGUCCACGCUAGCAAAUCCUUCUCCACGAGGCCGCUCUCAAGCCAUUCUCCGCCCACCCCGUAGCCCUGCUUGACAUUGCCCCGACCCAAAGGCAGGACCUUGCUCUCGGCCUCGGUGAACUUCCUGACGAUGCCAUGGGCCCACCUCUAACUGCGUCCACGUUCCUCUGGAUAGCAUCCCUUCCCUCUAACGUGUCCCCUGCACCACUCAGCUUGUAUCGCCUGCAAACUUGAUGAGGAUGCACACGAUCCCACUGUCCACGCCGCCCAUAAAGACGUUCGAUGGCACCGGCCCCAUCACCAGUCCCAGCACCCAUCCCUGAGGAAUGCCACUCCUCACGGCGCUCCAUGGACACUGAGCCGCUGACUGCAGCUCGGAGUGCCACCAUCAUCCAGCCACUUCCUCAUCCAGCCCGUGCUCCAUCCAUCACACCCACACUCACUUGCUAUCAAACGACCGCCAUGCCAUCUUUCAGGCUCUGCUGUGGCCAUUCAAUUCCUCCAUGCCGCUGUCACUGCGAUCUGGUGCUUUCAACACCUUGCAGGCUUUGUUCUGAAGCUUGGCAGCGUUUGGAAAGCUCGUUGUUAACGUGUCCCACUACUCUGAGAAAUCUUCCUGCCCUGUCCUGUAGCCCCCUCCUCAUGCUAUGUGGAACGCCAUGGCCAGCAGUGCGGCUGCCAUUUUAGAACCUUCGCCGCAUCACAGCCGUCACCUUGGUCACCGCUGCCCCGGCCAACGCACUCGCUCUGAGAGCUCUGGCCGCCAUGCCAGCAGCGAAGAGAGCGAGGGGCACAAUUUGCCCUCUUUUAAAUGGGAAGAGGGAGCUUGGCUUCCCAGAAGCGAAGAGGAGGAGGGGGGCCGCCUUUAAGAUCAAGCGGAGGAGGGGGCAGAGAGUGCGUUUCCAUCGCGCCUGGGCCAGCGCGGUGACCACCUCCGUGGAGCCCAUGGAGGUGGAUCCACCUGCAGAUGAGCCCAUGGAGGUGGAUCCGCCUGCGGCACAGCUGGCCUGGCACCACACCACCGUGCUGGCUUUGUUCCUAAUGACAUGCAAGUUGGACAGACGAGUAAAAUAGUAGCACCAGAACUCUAUAUUGCUGUGGGAAUAUCUGGAGCAAUCCAACACUUGGCUGGGAUGAAGGACAGCAAGACCAUUGUUGCUAUUAACAAGGAUCCAGAAGCUCCAAUUUUCCAAGUGGCCGACUAUGGACUGGUGGCAGACUUAUUUCAGGCAGUGCCUGAGAUGACGGAGCUCCUGAAGAAGAAGUGAGCAACUGCAGUGGCUGCAGUUGGGCUGGGCAGUAAUGACAGCACAACCCCAAGAUUACUGGAGAGUACUGGUGUCAGUGUAUGUUUGUGCUGGGCAGUGCUUGGUACGGGUGGAGGUGGGGACAGAGGUGGUAUGAAGGAAUAACAGUAAUAAAGGAUUGGAGUGGAAA